Messenger RNA from Dromaius novaehollandiae (emu), 7822 nucleotides. It is a transcript of the gene GABRQ, whose product is annotated as gamma-aminobutyric acid type A receptor subunit theta. The transcript has 9 exons. The record is from RefSeq and is a predicted model, not a curated record. Lineage: Eukaryota; Metazoa; Chordata; Aves; Casuariiformes; Dromaiidae. Gene Ontology annotation, cellular component: neuron projection; GABA-A receptor complex; synapse. Gene Ontology annotation, biological process: regulation of membrane potential; signal transduction; chemical synaptic transmission. Gene Ontology annotation, molecular function: GABA-A receptor activity; chloride channel activity; neurotransmitter receptor activity. Bases 877 to 2343 code for a protein of 488 amino acids.
GCUGCGGCAACAGCAUUAGGGAGACAUACAGUUCUCCCUUUGAGGGCUGCUUUCUGCAGACGGGAAUUUAUUUAUUUUCUAAACAUGCAUGUAGGUAUUUAUAUAUUUACUGGGCUGCACUUGUUUUUCCUUUUUUUAAACCUUUGAGAAAAUCCCCAAACCAUCCAAGUGACAAGCGUCAGAAUUCCAUAAAAUAAAAUAACACAGCGUGGUGGGAUCGCAUUGCUCCCCCUUCCCCCUUGAAAAAUAAAGAGGGAGGGGAGAGCAGGCAAGGGUAGGUAAAAUCCAGAAUAAAAUCACAUUGCUAGAUAACUCACACCUCCCCCCUCACACACACACACUCACACACGCACACACUCACACACUCUCUUUCUCCUCCUCCCCUUCUCUGAAGGUGGGUAGCAGGAGCCAUGCAACAUCUGCAGAACCGGAUGGCAAAAGAGCAGGAGGAAAAAUAAUCCAAGUGGAGUGCUCAGGGGACACCGAGUUCUUUUUUUCUUUUUCCUUUUUUUUUUUUUCUUCUCCUUCUUCUGUAUACCUGUGAGAUUCGAUUUCACAUUUUGCUGAGCCCAUUUUGGGGCAUUUUAUUUUUCUUUCUCUUGGGAUUUUCUCCAUUGCCAGAGGAUGUCUCUUGUUGAGAGGAUGCUGAAAGGAAGAAGAAACGAAUUCUUUGACUGGCACUGAAGGGGGGGGGGGAUAUUUUUCCCCCACAUUUUUUAGGUUUUUUUCAUUAUUCCUUUUCUUUAGGAAAUCAUUAACGGGGGGGGGUUGGUUUCUUUUUUCCCUCCCCCCCUUUUUUUGGAGGGGGAUUUCAGAAGAUCCAUCCUUCUUUCCCCUCCCUCCAAAGAUUUUUUUUCAUCCUUCGUCUUUGUGGAAAUGUGGACAUUUCAGGCAGACAGAUUGAGUGGAAUUGUCUCUGCUUUAGCAGCGCUUUGUCUCGCCUGCUGUGCGCAAAGCCCAUCCACUGGGAAUAUUUCUGUGGUGAAAGAGAUUGUGGACAAAUUGCUGAAGGGCUAUGACGUCCGCCUCAGGCCUGACUUUGGAGGUAACCCUGUCACAGUGGGAAUGAGCAUCCAUAUCUCCAGCAUUGACCAGAUCUCAGAAGUCAACAUGGACUACACCAUCACCAUGUACUUCCAGCAGAGCUGGCGGGACAAACGCCUAGCGUAUAGUGACCUUCCUCUCAACCUGACCCUGGAUAACAGGGUGGCUGACCAGUUGUGGCUGCCUGAUACCUAUUUCCUGAAUGACAAGAAGUCCUUUCUGCAUGGAGUGACAGUGAAGAAUCGCAUGAUCCGGCUCCAUCCUGAUGGGACUGUCCUAUAUGGCCUGAGAAUCACCACCACAGCCGCUUGCAUGAUGGAUCUGAGGAGGUACCCCCUGGACCAGCAGAACUGCACGCUGGAAAUCGAGAGCUAUGGUUAUACGGUUGAUGACAUUGUGUUCUUCUGGCAAGGAAACGAUUCUGCUGUCACAGGGAUGGAGGUGCUAGAACUGCCGCAGUUCACCAUAAUCGAGCAGAGGCUGGUCAGCAGGGAAGUGGUCUUCACCACCGGUUCAUAUCUCCGCUUAUCCUUGAGUUUCCGGAUUAAGAGGAACAUUGGUUACUUCAUCCUCCAGACUUACAUGCCAUCCAUUCUCAUCACUAUCCUGUCCUGGGUCUCCUUCUGGAUCAAUUACGAUGCUUCUGCUGCACGAGUGGCGCUGGGGGUCACCACGGUACUUACAAUGACCACCAUCAACACCCAUCUGCGGGAGACCCUCCCCAAGAUCCCUUACGUCAAGGCUAUUGAUGUUUAUCUCAUGGGCUGUUUUGUCUUCGUGUUCCUGGCACUCCUGGAGUAUGCUUUUGUCAACUACAUAUUCUUUGGGCGAGGCCCCCGGCAGCAGAAGAAACAGAGUGAACGGAUCAGCAAGGCCAACAAUGAGCGCCACCGUUAUGAGGAGAAGAGGGUGAGAGAGCAGGUCGACCCUUAUGGUAACAUCCUCCUCAGCACUCUGGAGAUGAACAACGAGCUGCUGGCCACAGACAUGAUGAGCAGUGUUGGCGACUCUCGAAACUCUGUCAUGUCCUUCGAAGGCUCAGGAAUCCAGUUCCGCAAGCAGCUGGCCUCUCGGGAUGGAUUUGGUCACCACCCAACCCUAGACCGCCACGUCCCACUGACCCACCACGCCGCGGCCCGCAACCGCGCCAACUGCCGUCUCCGCCGGCGGUCAUCUAAGCUGAAGCUCAAAAUCCCAGACCUGACAGAUGUCAGCACCAUUGACAAGUGGUCACGAAUCAUUUUUCCAAUCACCUUCGGAUUCUUCAACCUUGUUUACUGGUUGUACUAUGUAAAUUGAUGCCUGCAGCCUCCAAGAGAGAUAGGGACAGACACUCAGACAAUGACAACACAGUAGUGUUGUGGUCUUUUGGGUUUGGGUUUUACUCUUUACUAUCAUUAUCAUUUAUUCCUUUGAUUCAUUAGAUUUAUUCUAAGCUUACUCUUCUCUUUUCAGCACAUGUAGAACCACAGAGUGUGUGGGGGGGAUAAGGGAGAGAAGGGUGUAAGGGAGGGAUUUUGGUUUCAGGGAGGGAUGUGUUUGUCUCAAUUUUGGUUUCCUGCCGAUGGACUUAAACCAUUGUAAAAAAAAAAAAACAAAAAACAAAAAAACAAAAACCAAAAAAGAAAGGAAAAAAAAAGAAAAAAGACAGAAAAAAGAAAAACAAAAAAAAAACAACAAAAAAGAAAAGUUUAAAAAAAGGGGGGGGAGAUUUAAAGAAAUUGAGUCAAAAACUGGUGUGGGGGGGAUAGGUUAUCUUUGGCUGUGCUCACUAAUGCACUAUCCUCACUUCCAUUUCACUACCAAAUUUCAUCUUUCUCUUCUCAGUAUUAUUUUCUUUUUAAUCUUUCUUCUGUCUCUGCUCUUAACCCCUUCAUGUUUAUUCCUUCAUGGAUUCAUGAGAUGGUGGGGUUUCAUUCUCAUGCUACAAGAUUUCUCUUUUCUUUUUCUCUCUCCCUCUCUCUUGCUUACAAGCCUAAAAGAAUCUUUUAAACCAACAAAUAAAAAGAAUAUUUAUUUUGGAAGAUCUGGGAAGGGGGGAGGACAGGGCAAUUAUUUGGGAGGGAAGGGGCAAUGUGGGCAUAUGGGAGGGGGGUGGGAGGAGGGAGCUUAUCAAAAACAAAGGCACAUUUGCAAGUUGCCUUUUUCCACCUUCAGGAGUUUGCAAGCUGUUUUUCCUGUAUGAAUGUGUGUGUGUAUGCGGCGCAUCUGUGUGUGUGUGUGUGUGUAUGCAGAUAUGGAUGUGUGUGUGCAAGCAUGUUUUCUGGGUUGGGGAGCAGGGGAGGGGGGUUUUGUAAUGUCUUUUGUAGAAAGAGAACACAGAUGACAUUUAACCGGCAGUGUUUUGGGGGGAAUAGCAGGGUUUUGUUUGCUCAUUGCAGCUUUGAGGGGUUGGAGGUUGAAGUUUCAGCCUGUAUCAGAGUCACAGAGCUGGGGACCAUAGAUCAUGCAAAUAUAUAUUUGCUGAGGAGAGGGAGAGGUUUGGGGAUCAGCCAUGGGACAAUGUCAGUGUCCCAGCUGGCAUCUGAUCCCAGGUAGACUAAGCCGUCCAGUCCUGAAAGGAGGGGUUGUUCCUAAUCUUUCCCACCCUGCAUCUUAACUUGCUGAGUUCUGGGAGAAAAGCAGUUACAGGACUCUGAAAACUCAGCCCUUUCCCUCUCUACCUGCUCUUUGUGCACAUAGCCAGACAAGGGACUUCACACUCCAGCUCACUGAAUGACCCUAGCCAACUGCAAGGCCCAGGGAAGGGUGGAGGUCAUUUAAAUUUGUUUUGCUUCAGGAUGAAAAAAUCUGGAAAUGAUGGCUAUCCCCUUUCCUAAGAACUUCAGAAGCAAAUGAUGGGCUGGCACCCUCUGAUGCAGACUGCUUCUAUUGGGCCUUGUUGUAUAUCCAUUAAUAUCUGUAGAGUGUAGAGAAGAGCACACUAUGUCCCUUCUUGCCGAAGACAUAACUAAGGGUGCAGUAGAGUUCCGUGGAGCAUCAUCCCUCUGGAAAAUGAUGGUCCUCAAAGACUGGGCAGGGUGAAGGUUGCAAUGAAAACGCUGAGCUUGUUGGUGCUCGAGGAAGCCCCUAAGUUUAUAGUAGCUUCCAUUCACAGGCACUUGUUAUAAAGGGUACAGAAGGAUAAAUUGGCCUUGGACUGCAAGGUCAACAUUUUCCAAAGGAGCCAGAGACUUUCAGGAAAUCACUGAAUUACUGGCCACUUUGGCAAUCACUGAUGAUUGAUAAUCUCCCUUAUAAUGUUUAUAAAAGCCAUGAAAAUAAUAAAUUCACAAGUGCAAAACUUUAUCCCUUGGAUCCAUCUGCCAUUCCUGGAGUAAUGAUGAGAACCUUGUUCUUACCCAAUGGAGGCUUUUACAUGCCACACACACACGCACACAUGCACACAUACAUGCACACGCUGCCUUGAAUCCAAACAUCCCUUUGUUUUUCCUGUAGCAUUCUCUUCCUUUCUCCUUGGUUCCCAUUCCUUGGGAAAGCAGAGUGAUCCUCUGAGACCAGGGAAACUCCUGUUUUUCAGAAGAUAGAUGCAUUUAAUGCACAUCUUUUCAUUUACUAAUUUAUGUCUAUAUAGUGCAAUGAAAAUGUGAAUCACUAUAGGCCUGACCUAGCAACACUGAAGUUAUGGAAAGUUUUGCCUUGACUUGGCUAGAGCAGGAUCAGGGCCCAUGAGAGUAAUAAGUAUUGUUAUUUUUAUAUCAGUAAUGUGUCUUAUGCAUUUUCUACUAAGAGAAUCCUAAGCGUAAAAGUAGAGGAUCCAUCUCUCUCAGUUGUCCCUAGUCUGCCUCCCCCUCAUGUACAUGCAUGCACACGUUCAGUCCAGGCCUCCCUGGACUCACCAAGGUUUUAGCACAAUUGUUAAAUCAGACUUAGAUUCCCAGCUGCCCUGAAGAACACUCUUUUGCUGGUUUUCACAUUCAAGAGCGAUACUAUUGUAAAUGGGUUUUCCCAAUGUUGUUACAGUUUAUGGUCUAGAUGGGACUUGAUAGGAAUAAGAGUCUGAGGAGUGAAUGGAGCUUGAUUGUAGGACUAAUGCUGGAUUGGGUAGUUUUGUCUACCUAAUGCACAGAACGUUUAAAGGUUGGCCAAAAGAGGAAAGUCAUGCUUUCUACUGGGAUUUGAUUUGGAAAUUGUCUUUAAAAGUUUUAAUGGAAGUCAUAAGUUACAUUUUAUGACAUCAGCAGUAUGAUGUAGAUGGAAAUAUGCAUGCUUGUUGGUUGUAAUUCCCAGAUGAAAGCUGCCUAUUGGCAGAUUCAGUUUUUAAGGGGAUUCUAACCAGCUGAUUGAUCAUUAAUCUAAACCCGUACCAUUUAUAAAUAUGAUUACAAUGUAAAGGUUGGCCAGAAAAAUAGAAGGCAAAAAAAGGAAGGUGGUUAUAAGAAGCCUUUUAAGAUUGGAGAGAAAACAAAUGGCCACAUGGAAAGCAGUGAUGAAGCUGAGGGAGAUGACUCAGGAACUCCAGUAAUUCAGUAGUUUUAUUAAAAGCCCAAUGCUUUAUUAAAAGCCUGUGAUAGGAGUUAGGUGCCUGAGAGCUCUCUCAGAUGAUCCCAAUGACCAGCAGUGACAGUGGCACAUGGAUGAUGCAAAGCCUGCCUAAGCAUUUUGUUUGGGCACUGAGCCCAUUUGGAGGGGCUCCCUGCCAGGCACUGACUGACCCAGUGCAGUGCCCUGUAGGUACAACCUGGGGCCUCAAGCAGCUGGAAAUCAGACACGGAGGUCCUGCGUUUUCUACUCAAGGCUCCAGUGGAGAUUGGGCCCAGAAUUUCAUAGCAACAAUCCUAAAGCUUUCUAGGGAAGAAGCACUGCUCAGCUGGUUACUUCACUUGUUCAAUUUGGAGCCAAGCUCCUUUGUUAUUGCCUAGGUUCUCUGUUGGCUGGGUUCUCUUUCUUAUCAGGAGUUGUCCUAGUUUCUCUCUUUGAAUGUUUCUGACCUGUCAUUACCAGGUCAGGCUUAUUUCAUAGGGUCAGUCUUAGUAUAUCCAGACAUCUGGACUAUUUGGUCCUACACAAUAAUCUUUGCCAAAGAGUGUGUGGUCAGGACUUUUCACAGUUCAAGGACUGCCUUAUAAUUUUUAGUGGCAGGGCAGAAUGCUGGAGAAAAACUGAGUCCUGUAAGUUGGCUGAGUAAUAGAAAAUGUGUCUUUGUAUGGGGGUGAGGGAAGAAUUGCUGAAGGCCUUUAGAAAUGCCCUCCUCCAGAAGUAAGGUGGCACCUCCAUUUUCCCCCUCCAUCACAGCCUGUGUCCACUCCUAAGAGAGACAACAAAGCAGUGUGUCAUUUUGGGGUCCGGUGAUCCAGAAAGGAAAUGGUGGAGAAAAUUAGGAGCCUUAAUCAUACUCAAGGCUUACAGGUUCCAAGCCAUCAUAAGCACAGGGAAAGGAAAGUCAUAACUCUCUAAUACAGUGGGUACAAAGCUAGUAUUAUUGGAAAGGUGGAGUGGAUUUCCAUGCUGCAGCUUGCGCGCCAGCUGCUGUCCACCUUGGCUUCGUGAAGGGAGAGCAAUGGGGAAGGAGGGAGGAAGAAGUGCUUCUCCGCAGCAGAGCCACUGACUUUUGCUCCUGUGGUGGCAAGGCUGCUUUUGAAUGCAGCCUGGUUUCUCUGCAGCUUGAGGCAGGAUUGCUGCUUGUUGGGUCAUGCUUUUGGCAAAGACUGUGACACGGGCAUGAGGGAAGCCCCAGGUUGCCUGAGGGAGCUGGGCUGGGGGAGAACAUUUUCCAAUUUUCCCAUGCAUAACAGCCUAGGAGAGGAACGUGGAGGAGAAGAAAGAAGAGGAGAAAUAGAAUAGAAAUCUCUCUCAGGAUAUAUACAUGGCCAACACAACCCUAUUGCUUCAUUUUCUGAUACUGUAUAGUGCUGUCACUCAGGGACCUUUAGGAACUAGGACCUUGGGACUGUAAUUGUACCUGUCCCCCUCCUAUCCCCCCUUCACCUUGAGUAUUAAGAACUGAAGAGAGAAUAAGAGAUCAAAAGAGGAAAAUAAGAGUCCUGGUAGCAAACCCCUGCUAUUCCAUGGGUGAAAGUAAAGCUUUGGUUACUAACGUAAAAGGAAAAUGUAUACCUUUAUAUUCAUGUCUUCAAGCAUAAACCAGCCCGUAGUGUAUAUAGGAUAAGUUCACAGUGCAUGAAACAAACAGGACUGUAGGUCUUAACCGGCAUCCAGCUUUCUUGCAUGCACAUCUGACACCACACCAGCAGCUUAUGUCUUGCAAAUAAGUAGAGAACCUGCCAAGGCCUGGCACUUCCUCUGUCCAAUGGACAGCACAUCCACUUCCCAGAAACAGAGCCAUGCAGGGAACUGAUAGGGCUGGUCUGUUUGACCAGAUCUGCUCCAGAGGCCCUGGCAGGAGGAGAUAAGGGGUGGGAGGUUGCAUUGGUUUUGUAUUUCUUUUUGUGGUGAGGAGGAAGGGGUUUUAAAUCUCUGAGCUGCUGUCAGGCGCGAGAGAAACCUCUGGAGCUGCAGACCAAAGGACAGUGGCUUUAGGGAAGGUGGUCACUGAAAUUCUAAAAGAGAAAAUGGGAUGAGGAAGAGGUUGUUGGUGGGAGAGCUGUAACUUCAGAAGCAGGGCAGUUAGGAGAGAGGUAAUGAAAAUAUAUGUGCAAUGCAAUAGGUUUGAAGGGACUAGAGCUCUGAGAACUGGGGCUUCCAUUGAGCCAAAUGUGCUGGGUGCAGCUGCAGGCAGCAUUCCAGGAAACCCAGCCAUGGCAGUGGUACCCAACUGGCAGAGACCAGUGUCUGGGAGACAAGGACAGGAAAUAAGAACAGUAGGGGAAGACUCCCA